GUGUGAUAGUUCCAGAAACAUCCUCCUCUUCGCCAUUCCCAACUCGAUUGCUGCGCUUCCCUCAGAUCCAGCGCCUGCCCAAGCCUACGCGGGAUGCCACCGCCGCCGCCGCCGCAGCCGCAGCCGACGACGACAGCGACGACGUCGGCGAACGGGGGGAAGGUGACCCCGAACCUGACGAUGGACGCCGAGGGCACGCGGCUGCUCAACCUCACCGUGCUGCAGCGCCUCGACCCCGCCGUCGAGGACAUCCUCAUCACCGCCGCCCACGUCACCCUCUACGACUUCAACAUCGACCUCAACCAGUGGAGUCGGAAAGAUGUGGAGGGGUCGCUGUUCGUUGUGAAGAGGAAUACUCAGCCGAGGUUCCAGUUCAUCGUUAUGAACAGGCGUAACACGGAUAAUCUGGUGGAGGAUCUAUUGAGUGAUUUUGAAUAUGAACUUCAACCUCCGUAUUUGUUGUACCGCAAUGCUGCCCAAGAAGUAAAUGGUAUCUGGUUCUACAAUCAACAUGACUGCGAAGCUGUUGCAAGUCUUUUUGGAAGAAUACUGAACGCAUAUGCCAAAGUGCCUCCAAAACCAAAAGUGCCUUCCACGAAAAGUGAGUUCGAGGAAUUGGAGGCUGUGCCUACAUCUGCAGCCAUAGAUGGUCCCCUUGAACCUUCGCCAGCGACCACCACUAUAGUUUCUGAUGCUCCUGAUGAAUCCCUGGUUAAUUACUUCAGUAGUGCUGCUAGCAUUGGCAGUGUCUCAAAUGCUCCAAUGGCUGGAAGGGCGCAUCCAUCCUCUGAGAGUGUUGCAACUCCCCAUGUGCCCUUGAUCAUUCCAUCUGCUACUCCGACACAUCAAAUACCCCCUCCUUUAGUCGGCUCAUCAGCUCCGCCACUGCCCCUCCAUGAUACUAAUGUCCACACUGCCCGUUCAGCAAAUCUUGUAACACCAGCAUUUUUUACGCCUCCGUCAUCCUCUUCUACAUCAAUGGUGCCUCCAGCUUCAUCCAUGAUGCCAACAGCACCACCUCUUCACCCAACUUCUGCAUCUGCUCAACGAGCAACAUAUGGAACCCCCCUACUCCAACCUUUUCCACCGCCAACUCCACCUCCAUCUCUUACCCCUUCAUACAAUGAGGGGCCUAUUAUUUCACGGGAUAAAGUUAAGGAAGCCCUCCUGAGACUUGUUCAGAAUGACCAGUUCAUCGAUUUAGUCUAUCGGGAGUUGCAGAAUGCACAUAUGUAGACUAAUUAUUAAGCUGUAUGGAGUUGUGGCCGCCACAAGAGUGCUUGUGUUCUUUGUGAGUUUUGUAUGCUUUAGUGCUUGGACUUCUGUAUAGCUGUCUUCAUUGUGGUGAUGUAGAGUCCUUAUAGCAGUGGUUGGCAGUAUUUAUAAUAUUCCUUAUUUCACGUACUGUCAAUGUCAUAGUAUAUUUAUGUAACAAAAAACGGAAGUAAAACAGGACUUGUGUAAGGGUGUUAAAUAUCAUAAUUUUUCGUGUGAUUUACUGAGCAAUGACCACCGCGGUGUCGGGGUUUUCAUA
Messenger RNA from Oryza sativa Japonica Group (Japanese rice), 1534 nucleotides. RefSeq names its product mRNA-decapping enzyme-like protein. Gene Ontology annotation, molecular function: enzyme activator activity; mRNA binding. The record is from RefSeq and is a predicted model, not a curated record. NCBI's taxonomy places the organism in Eukaryota, Viridiplantae, Streptophyta, Magnoliopsida, Poales, Poaceae. Gene Ontology annotation, cellular component: P-body. Gene Ontology annotation, biological process: positive regulation of catalytic activity; deadenylation-dependent decapping of nuclear-transcribed mRNA; deadenylation-independent decapping of nuclear-transcribed mRNA.